UUCUCGUUUCUACUUGGGAAGGGUUACACUUUCUUUCCUCAUGUAAGCCAAGACUCCAGAGGCCGAGAAGACAAAGGAUCGAAAUCCUGUAGUGUCUUAGCUACUGUUCCAUAUCCUGCAAAUUAGUUUUACUCAUAUCCAGUAUCAUUCAGAAAGUGAGUCAAAUUACUGUGCUCAGAGAUAUUUCCAUUUGGUCACCAACGGUACUAAGAUGUCUAUGGAAAACUUGCUGUUCGACCACUUGAACAACCCAUCUUUUACCACUUGUCUGGCGGCGAUGCGUCCCUCACUUGUGAACUUCUCGAAGAUUCACAGCAAACACAUAUUUAAAAAUCAAGUGGCAAACGCGCACGAAACUUACAUGCCCGCGUUCCUGGAAUGGGGCGAUUCGUACAAGGUCAGCGUCAACGAUCUAUUCGCCACAGAUUUUACAGAUUUUUACGGUACUUACGACGCCACCACCAAUCUCCAUCAGCCGAGGGUUUUCGUCAUUUUCGGAGCAGAAGGUUCGGGAAAAUCUGCUUUGGCCAAUUACCUUCAUUAUCAGUGGAUAUUCCCAGAAGCAAAAGAUGUCAAAAACAUCGAUGAUUUCCACCUAGCGACUGUUUUCGAAGCUGACAAGGCGAAGGAAAUGGAUGAUCUUCCCAAGCUUUCUACAGUGGUUAAUUUGGCAUAUUUCCCUAAGAACAAACACACUGACCAAAUCACGACUAGUCUGGUGGCAUCGAAGAUUCUUUGGCUAGUGGACGGUUUCGAAGGGGCUUCAGAAGAGGUGCAAAGUGUCGUCAAAGAGUUGAUCUUGAAGUUCCCAUCGUCUAAGUUCGUGAUAACGAGCCGUUGGUCGGGGAUAACGGUGAUGAAUGAUUUGUUCUUUGACUUAGAGUAUAAGAUCCCGACGGUCACGAUGAGACUCUUACCGCUCUUUGGCAAUUCUUGGAAGUCAAUGGUCCCGAGGAUGAUUGCCGCCAAGACCCGGAGGUCUGAAAUCAUCGAAGAGGCGAGUUCGCAGUUCAUAGCAAAGUAUGACGAUGAGAUUUCUCUGCAGUGUGAACUGUUUCCUUCCGAUCUUGCCGUGGCGGUUCAGCAAUGGUUGGACGUAGAGUAUGAUUUUCUUAAAGGAGAAAAUUUAGACUAAAAUUUCUAAUUCCUUUUGGAUAUGUUGCAAAUUAUUGUAGAAAUUCUUUAUAAUUUUUAUGACUUAAGUUAGGAUUAAAAAAACAUGUGCUUUUUUUUUGUCAGGCCUUGCAAAAGCUCUGCUAUAAAUGCUUCGUCUUUUAAAUUCGAAUGAAAAUUACACCUAAAUUCGUAUUGACUUUUUACUUCACCAGUUCCUGUAGUUCAAAGAUUAAAAUUUAUGAAAGACGAGCAAAAGCAUUUCAUGCUAUACUUCCAGUUUCACCAACGUGGGUAACCAUGGCAAUAAAAUGAAUUACAUAUUUGUGGCAAAAGGAAAACAAAUGGUAAAAGAAAACUAAUCUGAUGAGCUAAAAUAUGAAUAAAGGUAUGCAAAUUAAACAAA
Messenger RNA from Macrobrachium nipponense, 1519 nucleotides. RefSeq lists its product as uncharacterized. Bases 212 to 1135 code for a protein of 307 amino acids. NCBI's taxonomy places the organism in Eukaryota, Metazoa, Arthropoda, Malacostraca, Decapoda, Palaemonidae. The transcript is spliced from 3 exons. The record is from RefSeq and is a predicted model, not a curated record.